AUGCCCUCUGGUACCGGCAAGACCAUUUCUCUGCUCUCGCUGACUGUGGCGUACCAAAUGCACUACCCCGAACACCGCAAAAUUGUGUAUUGCUCGCGUACCAUGUCGGAAAUCGAAAAGGCGCUGAUCGAGCUGCACAAGCUGAUGGAAUACAGAUCAAAGGAACUAGGCUAUGUCGAAGAUUUCAGAGGACUGGGACUGACCAGUCGUAAGAAUCUGUGCCUGCACCCUGUGGCUUCCAGAGAGCGAAAGGGCGUGGUUGUGGAUGAGAUGUGUCGGCGAAUGACCAACGGACAGCUAAAAGCACGCAUAGAGCAAGGCCAGGCGAGCACAGACCAGCUUUGCUCAUUCCACGAAAAACUAUACGAAAAAGACCCUGCCAACCUUGUUCCGCCGGGAGUGUAUUCGUUUGAGCAACUUAUGAAAUACUGCAAAAUGGAGGGAACGUGUCCGUACUUCACCAUCAGACGGAUGAUGCCAUUUUGUAACAUCAUUAUUUAUUCGUACCACUAUUUAUUGGACCCAAAAAUCGCAGAGCGAGUUUCCAGGGAGCUUUCGCGAGACAGCAUCAUCAUCUUCGACGAGGCGCACAACAUCGACAACGUGUGUAUCGAGUCUCUUUCGCUGGAUCUGACAGAAGACGUUCUGCGCCGCGCAAGCAAGGGUGCCAAUGCUUUGGCAAGAAAAGUUGAGGAGGUGAAGAAAACCGACAGCAAACGGCUCCAGGACGAGUACGAGAAGCUCGUCGAAGGGCUCCGGGAGUCGGAAAUAUACCACGCAGACGAGGAUGCGUUUAUGGUGAACCCUGUUCUGCCGGACGACGUUUUGACCGAGGCCGUUCCUGGAAGUAUCCGUCGUGCUGAGCAUUUUAUAUCCUUCCUCAAACGGUUCAUCGAGUAUCUCAAGACACGGAUGAAGGUUCUGCAUGUGAUCAGCGAGACCCCUGUGUCGUUUUUGCAGCACUUGAAGCAGCUGACGUUCAUUGACCGCAAACCAUUGAGGUUCUGUUCCGAGCGGCUGUCGUUGCUUGUCAGGACGCUUGAAGUCGUCGAGAUCGAGGAAUUCAUGGCCUUGAAGGACAUUGCUACGUUUGGAACUCUCGUUUCCACCUACGACACCGGGUUUGUGCUGAUUCUCGAGCCGUACGAGACAGAAAAUGCCACUGUUCCGAACCCGAUUUUACGGUUUGCGUGUCUUGACGCGUCCAUUGCGAUGAAGCCGAUUUUCGAGCGCUUUUCCUCCGUCAUCAUCACCUCCGGUACCAUCUCUCCGCUGGAUAUGUAUCCAAGAAUGCUGAACUUCGAGACUGUUGUCCAGGAGUCGUACACCAUGACUCUGGACAGAAGAUCGUUCCUGCCGAUGGUCGUCACCAAAGGCUCAGAUCAAGUGGCCAUCUCGUCGCGGUUUGAAAUCAGAAACGAUCCCAGCGUGGUGCGGAACUAUGGAACAUUGCUGAUCGAGUUUUCCAAAAUCACUCCGGACGGAAUGGUGGUCUUCUUCCCGUCGUAUCUAUACAUGGAAAGCAUUAUCUCGCAAUGGCAGACCAUGGGAAUUCUGGACGAAGUCUGGAAGUACAAGCUCAUUCUGGUGGAGACGCCCGAUGCACAGGAAACGUCGCUGGCGCUCGAAACGUAUAGAAAGGCCUGUUCCAACGGGAGAGGCGCGGUGCUUCUUUCUGUCGCUCGUGGCAAAGUGUCUGAAGGAAUCGAUUUUGACCAUCAUUAUGGCCGCACAGUGCUCAUGAUCGGGAUUCCGUUCCAGUACACGGAGAGCAGAAUUCUGAAAGCCAGACUGGAGUUUCUCAGAGACCACUACCAAAUCAGGGAGAACGACUUCCUGUCUUUCGACGCGAUGCGGCAUGCCGCGCAAUGUCUUGGACGGGUUCUUCGAGGAAAAGACGACUACGGUGUAAUGGUGCUGGCUGACAGACGAUUCGCGAAAAAGAAGUCGCAGCUUCCAAAAUGGAUAGCCCAGGCACUUUCUGAUGCAGACAUAAAUCUCUCUACAGAUAUGGCUAUAGCCAGUGCCAAGAAGUUCCUGCGAACGCUGGCUCAGCCAAUAGAGCAGAAGGAUCAGGAACAGGGUGUCAGCGUCUGGACCCUGGAUCAGUUGGAAAAAUACCAAAAAGAACAGAACGAACGCUUUUCUGUGACCAAUAUCGAGAUCCAGGGUUAG
Molecule: messenger RNA, 2175 nt
Organism: Ogataea angusta
Lineage: Eukaryota; Fungi; Ascomycota; Pichiomycetes; Pichiales; Pichiaceae
Exons: 1
Coding region: 1-2175 (724 amino acids)
Biological process (GO): transcription by RNA polymerase II; positive regulation of mitotic recombination; nucleotide-excision repair
Cellular component (GO): nucleus
Molecular function (GO): hydrolase activity, acting on acid anhydrides, in phosphorus-containing anhydrides; damaged DNA binding; ATP binding
Source: RefSeq, a predicted model, not a curated record